Messenger RNA from Melanotaenia boesemani (Boeseman's rainbowfish), 2066 nucleotides. RefSeq names its product ovochymase 1 (gene ovch1). NCBI's taxonomy places the organism in Eukaryota, Metazoa, Chordata, Actinopteri, Atheriniformes, Melanotaeniidae. Gene Ontology annotation, molecular function: serine-type endopeptidase activity. Gene Ontology annotation, biological process: proteolysis. The transcript has 13 exons. The coding region runs from base 261 to 2009 and encodes 582 amino acids. The record is from RefSeq and is a predicted model, not a curated record.
GUUUGUUUUUACUAACGUUAUGUCAGUUCGUGUUUGUUAGUUUACUUUGUAAAAUUUACGUUUAUGUUGAACUGUGAUGAAGAUGAGACCAGACUACCACGAUAUGAUGUUGUGUCCCUUUAAACUCAAAUCCAGCCUCCAGUCCCGGUCCUGGAUUAGCUCCUCCAGGUGUGUGUAAUCAGACAGGUGUGAACAUCACCUUAUGAAGGUGAAGCAGGGCUGGUCAGUGUCGCUCUGGAGGACCGAUCCGUCUCGCGGACAUGUUGCUGUGUGCUGUCUGUCUCCUGUUGGUCUAUCUGCGAGGACUUCAGACAGAUGGAGACCAGCCUCAGACCCAGGAUCAGAUCCAUGAUGGGACUGAUGGUCGGCUGAAUGGGACUUUGGCUGGAACUCGGAACAACUAUGGAUAUUUUAAUAUCAGUGGAUUUUUCCUGUGUGACCCGCUCAGAUCUGGCAGGGAUCCGGUCCUUUCCUCUGGAGCUGGAAAUAGAGACCAGGAUCAUUGGGGGUCAGGAGGCCUGGGCCCACUCGUGGCCCUGGCAGGUCUCCCUUCAGCUCUCCUCCACGUCGGCCUGUGGUGGGGCCAUCAUCAGCCCGCUGUGGGUGGUCUCUGCCGCCCACUGCUUUACAAGGUCAGCAGGUACAAAGAAGAGUCCCUGUGGACAGUGGUGGCGGGUAAACAUGACCUGGAUAAAUUGGAAGAGCCUGAACAGCAGAUGGUUGAUGUUGCCCGUAUCAUCUGCCACAACGAAUACAACACCCGCACCAAAGAGGGCGACGUGGCUCUGCUGAAGCUGAAGCGUCCGCUGGUUUUUAACCAGUUCGUCAGACCCAUCGACAUCUGGAUGAGUCCUCUACCGGAGCACCUGCACUGCACCACCACCGGCUGGGGCUCGACGCAAGAGAAUGGCCCUCGAGUCCACAGACUGCAGGAGGUGAACGUGAGCAUCCUGUCCUCGGAAGUCUGCAAUGAAUACUAUAAAGGCAGGAUCACUCAGUCAAUGUUCUGCGCUGGGAAGGAUGAAGGAGGUGUCGAUGCUUGCCAGGGGGAUUCUGGCGGUCCCCUGUCCUGCUUCACCGGGACCAGACACGAGCUGGCAGGUCUGGUGAGUUGGGGAAUCGGUUGUGGUCGAGCCAGAAAACCGGGAGUCUACAGCAAAGUCCAGCAGCACAUUAACUGGAUCUCUGAGAUCAUGAAUGAGAAGAAAGUGGAUGAAAACGAGCUACGAGAGGUCCAGUGUGGAAAACCGCAGACUUCCACAUGCGAUCGGGCUCCAGGCCUGGCUGGGCUCUCGGUGGAUCAGGAUGGGAAGGUGUUUGUGGAGAACGUGACGGAGACCUGCCCCUCCCUUUGGCCCUGGAUGGUCAGUCUGCAGGACGACAAACGGCAUUACUGCAGUGGCGUCCUAAUCCACCAACGCUGGGUCCUCACGGCCAGACACUGCAGAGUCAGACCCAAAGAGGAUGUGGUGAUUCUGGGAGUCCAUGACCUGAAGUUCAUGUCAGCUCAGACUAUCCUGGUGGACGAGGUCCUCAGUCCCGGUCACGACCCCGACCUGACCCUGGUCCGCCUCAGCGUUCCUGCCAAAUUUGGUCAGACCGUGUCUCCGAUAUGUGUCCCAGAGGAGGACGAGGAACUGGACAACAGCUGGACUUGUGUCACGGCCGGAUGGGGAAAAACUAAAACCCAUGAAGAAAAAACGGCAACUGGAGAGAAACUAGAUCCGGACAGACUGCACCACGCCACCCUGACCCUGGUCAAUGACUCGGACUGCAGGGAGAAUUGGGAUGACCUUGUCAGUGACGACCAUGUCUGCUCGCAUCCAGCUGGAUCUACUUCCUGUAUGGGCGACGCCGGAGCUCCUCUGUUCUGUCAGAAACAUGAUGCCUACUUCCUGUUUGGUGUGGUCACAUGGGGCAGCUGGCGGUGCAGACCGGAUAAAAUGGCCAUCUUCACCAGAGUCCCGGAGUUUCAUUCAUGGAUCACUGAUGUCACCGAUGAUGUAUAAAAAAUUUAAAAGCUUUUUAUAAUCUGGAUGGAAGAAAAUAAAAUAAUAUAACAGGUU